This is a messenger RNA of Homalodisca vitripennis (glassy-winged sharpshooter), 1336 nucleotides long. RefSeq names its product DNA polymerase epsilon subunit 4 (gene PolE4). Gene Ontology annotation, cellular component: nucleus; epsilon DNA polymerase complex. Gene Ontology annotation, molecular function: protein heterodimerization activity. Lineage: Eukaryota; Metazoa; Arthropoda; Insecta; Hemiptera; Cicadellidae. The transcript is spliced from 4 exons. The record is from RefSeq and is a predicted model, not a curated record. Bases 180 to 866 code for a protein of 228 amino acids.
UUAGAUAGUUGUGUUUGGUUUUAGUACGAGACGAGGCGACGAGGCGUAUAUUAUUUAGAAAUACUUGUUCAAGGCUUUAAUUUAGUUAGUGGGACGCCUCAGAUAGUGACUGGUGUUUUGGUUCUAACAAUUUUGUGAUUGCAUUUUCCUUUAUAUUUGUUUGUUUUUUGUUAUAAAUUAUGGCGUAUAACAAUAUCAUUACUGGAGACCCUAUGAUGGCCAAUAUUUCUGAACCAAAAUCUGAAAAUAGUUUUACUCUGGAACAAAAAUCACAAAACUUAGAGACUCUCAGUCAGGAUUCCCAAACUUCCUUACAGUUUGAAACUCUUAGUCAAGAAUUUAAUUUAAGUAUAGAAAGUCUUGAAGAAGAGGGUCUUGGACCAAAAGAGGACUGUGUGGACACCAGUGCAGUUGAGACUGCACCAGUUGAAGUUCUACCGUCUGAAAAAAAAGGCAAAUUCUCUAAACUAAGCGCAGCGUUUUUUAAUAAAGGUAUAGUUGAAAUAACAAUAAGCCAUAGCGAAGAUGAGGGAGAUGAUCGAGAACAUGGCAUUGCAAGCUUCUCAAAGAAGAUUAUAAAGCCUGCUAACAAGGAAAAUAGGAGUGCAAGCUCCUCAGAUAAGAUAAUAAAGUUACCUCAAUCAAAAAUUAAGAGCAUUAUGAAGAAGGACCCUGAGGUCUCGAACCCGAAUAAUGAGGCGGUAUUUCUAGUCAGCAAAGCAACGGAGUUAUUCAUUAAAAAACUCGCCAGGCAUUCCUAUCUAGCUACACUUGGAAAUAAAAAGAAGAUUGUAAGACCACAAGACGUCCAAACUGCUAUUACAAAUAAUGAGUGUUAUGAGUUUUUGGAGGACGCAUAUCCAUGAGGACAAUUUUAUAAACUGUUAUUCAAGUUUAUUAAUUUUAUUCUCGUUAAGAAAAUUUUCAAAUGUAAUUUUAAGUUAUUAAUUUCUUCUUUACUCAAUAUAUUCCAGCACUAAAUGUAUUUUAUGAUACAAUUUAAUUUUAAAGAAAAAAAAUUCAAUAAAUAAUUACAAUAGUACUUGUUUUAAACUGAUAGAACUGUAAGUAUAAGCUUAAUAGACUUGUUUAUUCUUGCUAUGCUUGACCAUACUGUAAAUGUAUGAUGGUUGUUGUGUUCAAGUAUGAUUUUUAAUUUAUCUUAGCUUAUUAUGUAUUAAUGAAAAAAUGUAAUACUCCAGGAAGAAAGUAAAGUGCUGUAAAAUAAUAUUUUAAAGUUAAAAGAAGGAAAAAUUAGUUGUUUUCAGCCCAAUGGGCUAUUUGUUAUUGUUGUGUUGAAUUGUAAUUUAAAUAUAUGUUGUUUUUUUAUAUUGAA